GCGCACCUGACCCGUGACGUCACUUCCUUCUUGAGUUCGAUAGCUAUCUUGUUCAUCACUGGCUUAAGUGGAAAAAUAGGAUCGUAAAUCCUUAUAAUGCCCCUGUUUGGGAAGUCACAGAAGAGUCCCCAGGAUGUGGUUAAGUCCCUAAAGGAGGCUCUCCUUGCUGUUUCCAAAGGAAGUACAGGGGAAAAGAAAGCUGAUAAGGCAACAGAAGAUAUUUCCAAGAAUCUUGCCCAUAUAAAAGGUAUCCUGUAUGGAGUUGGGGACCAGGAGCCACAGACUGAGUUAGUUGCCCAGCUGUCACAAGAAAUGUAUAAUCACAAUAUGUUGUUUAUGCUUAUACAGAAUCUGCCUAAGGUGGAUUUUGAGGGCAGAAAAGAUGUGGUUCAGAUCUUCAACAACAUGUUAAGAAGACAGAUUGGUUCCCGUGCUCCAACUGUGGAACAUAUAUGUUGUAAACAGGAUAUACUAUCAGAAUUAAUGAAAGGUUAUGAGAAUCAAGAAGUUGCAUUGAAUUGUGGACAGAUGUUACGUGAAUGUUGUCGUUCAGAAGAACUAGCUAAGAUUUUAUUAUCUUCUUCACAGUUUUAUAAAUUUUUUGACUAUGUAGAAGUUUCAACGUUCGAUAUUGCUUCAGAUGCAUUUUCUACGUUUAAGGAAUUAUUGACGAAACACAAAAUGUUGUCAUCAGAAUUUUUAGAGGCUAAUUAUGACAGGAUAUUUGAUAAUUACCAGUCUUUGUUAAAUUCUGAGAAUUAUGUUACAAGACGGCAAGCACUCAAGUUGUUAGGAGAGUUACUGUUAGACAGACAUAAUUUCACCACGAUGACAAAGUACAUUUCCAAUCCAGAUAAUCUAAAACUAAUGAUGAACAUGUUGAGGGAGAAAAGCCGAAACAUUCAGUUUGAAGCUUUCCAUGUAUUUAAGGUGUUUGUAGCAAAUCCAAAUAAACCAAAGCCAAUAUUGGAUAUAUUACUUAGGAACAAAGAAAAGCUUGUUGACUUUUUAACGAAAUUUCACACAGAACGAUCAGAUGACGAACAAUUCAACGAUGAAAAAGCAUAUCUUAUUAAACAAAUUAAAGAGCUUAAAUCAGUCGAUGAGUCAUAGUAUUCAGUGUUGUGUAACAGGACAAGUGUGCUAUAAUGUUAUAUGAGUUGUCUCCCUUCUGAUGACUUCUUUAGAAUGGAAGGAAGAUUUACUCUACAGUUGUAAUAUAUAUUUCAUGUUUUAUUGGACACAUAGUGCUAUAUGUAUUUAACAGUCAAUCUAUUUUCAUGUAUAAAUGUAUAAAGUAUGAAAAUUUGUUCUGUAUGAAACACCAAAUUUUUUUAUAUAAAAAAUUGCUAAUUGCAAUAGGAAAAAAAUUUGGAAUUACUUGCCUGUUGUAGUUAAUAGAAAACAAAGUUCUGAUUAAAAUAGAGGUAUCCAUAUGCUGAAUCAUUAUUUUUAUCCCAUUUUUUAUCUAAUGUUACAAAUAAUUUCUGUUAUACAGAAUCGAAAUGAAAAAAAAAAAUUGCCAAAAAGCAGACAAAACAGAAAAAAGACAAUCCUGGGUUUCUGUGAUUUUUAGUUCCAUUUAUAUAAGUCAAUAUUAAUUGUAAUCUUUAUUAUUUUUGAUGUACUUUUGAAUUCAUUAAACUCUUGGAACACACUAUUUUUUCUGCACAUUUACAACAUAUUGAUAUAACUCAAAGUAUUUAUUUGUCUAUCCAUUGUACAUCAUUUUCUCUUAAAUUUCCUGUUUUAUUUGAACAGUCUUAGUUGGAAUGUUUCUUACAGCAUCUCUGUAAAUUUCUAAUCACAGUAGUUAGUAAUAAAUGAAUCUAAUGAAUUCUGCUAUGUAAAGAAAAUAUUAAGUUCUUAAAACUGAUGACAGUGAUGUGUACUAGACAUUUGAAAAAUAAGGAAACCGACAAUCAAGACUUUUCAGUCUUCAUGGUUAUUGUAACUCUUUUAUUGCUUAAUUUGAUAUUCAUUUAACCCAAUCCAUUUUCAUUUCCCCACUGGUUAACUAUAUGGCUGUGCUUGAGGACUAUAGUGCAGUUUACAUGACAUUUUUUUUUGUUAAUUGUCCCAGUCUAAUUGAUAAAAAAUAAUAUCUUCCAUACGAUUGAUUCAGAUUUUAAUAUGGGUUAACUUCAUCUGCAAAAUAAACUCUUGAUGAGACUGUUCCAUCUGUCUUUUAUCUGUUUGGCAUUUUUGAAUACAAGGAAAGUUUACUUAACUUGAUUAUGAUUCAUUUAACAUCUACCUGCUAAAACAAGGUCUACAUAAGACCCAGACCUUUAUUCAAGUUGUAUGUAUAUCCCUCUAAAACCUGAAAUGAGAGCCUCUAACAACUGCCUUGAAUAAAACAUGUGUAUUUACAUGUAUGGAUAUGAUGCAUUUGGUGAUCAAGUCACAUUGCCUGGCUUACAGCACUUUCAGUGCUUUUAUUUCUUAAUAGUUCACUUCUGUCCAUAAUCAAAUAUUUAUUUGAAUUUUCUUCAAUUUACUUCCUGACAUUUUUAUGAGAAUAACUACUCAUGCAUGAAAAAUUCCUUUGAGAUUUCAUAGCCUUUCAUGUGAUAUGCAUGAUUGAAUGUUAUAGAGAGAAUAAUUUUGUGAUUAUAUUGAAUAUAAUGGAGCAAAGUGUCACUCUGGUUCUUUUCCUUAUAUAAUUUAUAUCCAGCAUUGUGUCCUUUCAUGAUUGUAUGUAAACUAAUUAAAUUUGGACAUCAAACUUCAAUUGACAGUGACGAAAUAGUAUUUCUGUAAUUUUACACGGGUCAUAAUACAGUAUAUAAUCAAUUUUGAAUUAAAGUUUCACAUUUAUAAUUUAUAACAUAUUUAUAUAAUCAAUACUCCAUCCUAAUUGAUUCCAUAUUCCCAAGUUAGUUUUAACAUAUACCAUUUAAUAUGAAAGUUUAGCUAUUAUCUAUAUGAUUUCAUCAAACAGGCGAUAUUUUAAUCAGAUAUGUUAAUGUUUCUGUUUGCUGUUUUGGUCAUUAAUAUAAAAUGCAGGUCAUAGUUUGUUUUUAUAAUGCAAUAUUUUUAAGUUUAUAUGCCGAAGAGAGUUCCCUUAUAUCAUGUUGUAAUGUCAUUCCAAAGAAUUUUUUCAAAUUAAAAUUAUACUUUCUUAAGGUGCAUUGAUUUAUAUAUAUAUUCAAUUUUAAUCUUGCUGCAUGCAGUCUUUGAGUAAAGAUUGAAAAUACAUUGUGAAAUUGUCUCAAUUAUCCAUGAAAAAUGUUGUUUUUUUAAAUUAUUUUUUGGAUAGUCAUAUGCUAGUAAAUAUUUCUUGAAAUUUUGACUUCAAAUUUAAUACAUAUCAAACCAAAGAAAUUUCUAAUUAACCAGAUUUUAUUUUCUUUAUUUAAAAACCAAAUAGAUGGUUUACCUUCUAAUAAUAGUAUCAUUACUAUGUUAUAAAAAAAAUGUGAAGUCAUAUUUCAUUAUUUGAUUUCGUAAAAAAAAUUACAAUUACAUAAAAAAAAAUGUUAAUCAUUUCUUAUGAUAACUUGUAUAUAACUUUUAACUUAUUAAUCAUAAAAAAAUAAUUUCCCAACCAAAUUAUUAUUACUGUAAGUUGGAAAUGUUUGUGAUUGAUUUAUUUUCAAAGAUGUAGUUAGUUCAUAAGAAAUUAUAAACAAGGUAAUUACAUAGAAACUAUAAAAAUACAAAAGCACAAAGAUCAAACUGUUUUUUUUUUAUCAACUAUUUCAGUUGUUGCAUUUUUGAAAAAAGUUAUUCUUUUUUGUGAUUUUUAUUCUCUCCUGUACAAAUUGUUAAUAAACUUAUUGUCAGAAGGUGAAAACAUUGUUACAUUAUCAAUAUCUUUAAAGUUUACCAAAUUUAUAAGUGCAAUUGGAAUAUAUAAUUUAUAUUGAUUACAAAUAAGUAUUAUAAGAUGAACUUAUUCACUCAAUUUCUUCUGCUUCUUUUGGAUAUGCCACUUUCCAUUUUUUAUAAAUAUUGACUCUUUUUAAGUGUGUAAAUAUUAUUACGUCUGUCACUGCCAGCGACAGUUUUUCAUCUUGAGCUAAUUUCUUCGUCUAUAUGGUCACAAACUAUGUAUUCACUAUUUUUAAUCAGAUAUGAUUUAUGUGUUAAAUUUUCUUGUGUUGAAAAUUUAUCUUUAUAUGUAGUGUUAAAAUCCAUUUAUUUUGAAGGAAUGUCAAGUUGUAAGUAAUUGUACAGUAUAUUUGUAUCAAAUGUCUUCAGUGAAACAGGAUAUUUACAAUGUCAAUUAUACUGGUGAUGUAUAUAGCAGAAUGCAAUUUUUUUCUUAUUCAGUCAGAUCCAUAUCUUUUUGUAAACAAAAAAUCCUAACAAGAACUGUGUCGGCAAUGUUUUACUUUUUUUACCAAAUCCUUAAAAUCUACUAUUGAACAAACCCUUAUCUCAAACUAGUUAUAUUUGUCCUAAUACCUUGAGAAGGAUAGAUCCAUUAUAUGUUAAAGAAUAUUAUUUUUUUUAUAUUUCUAUGAUAUAAGUUUUAGUUCACACAACAUUUUCUGGAAAAUCUUCAUAGACUCAUUACUCAUGUUCAAAUUUUUUAAAUCUAAAUGCAUAAAACAUCUGUUUGUGUCCAAAAAAAAAGAUGAUACAGAAUUAUUUAUAGCUUUACAUUAGUAAAGAUACACAUAAAUCAUUGCAUGUGGGAAAAGGCAAUUGGCAUAAUUGAAACCUUUCAAAGAUGAGCUAACUUUUUCCUAUUGAAAAAAUGUAACAUGAAUCAGAUGCUUGACAUGAAUUGACACUUUUCUGGAGAGAGUUGCAACUUUUUUAUCACUGCAAGCAACUCAGUCUGUAAUAUUUUAUUCUUAAUUUAAAACUACAUAGAAGAAGUAUAUGUAUAUAUUGUUUCAGUUCUGAAUGCUUUUGAUAUUCAGGUGGUGACUCCAUUUUGUUUUCAUAUAACUGUCAUUGAGAGCAAUGAAUUGUGGGAUGUUAACACUGUGAUCAAGUAAUGAACAUAAGUGAAACAUAUAUAUUCCAUCCAUUAAAAAUAUUUAAAAAAACA
Molecule: messenger RNA, 5008 nt
Organism: Mytilus californianus (California mussel)
Lineage: Eukaryota; Metazoa; Mollusca; Bivalvia; Mytilida; Mytilidae
Product: protein Mo25-like
Exons: 8
Coding region: 97-1113 (338 amino acids)
Biological process (GO): intracellular signal transduction
Molecular function (GO): protein serine/threonine kinase activator activity
Source: RefSeq, a predicted model, not a curated record